Pygocentrus nattereri (red-bellied piranha) is the source of this 1369-nucleotide messenger RNA. It is a transcript of the gene pdca, whose product is annotated as phosducin a. The record is from RefSeq and is a predicted model, not a curated record. Gene Ontology annotation, biological process: regulation of G protein-coupled receptor signaling pathway. NCBI's taxonomy places the organism in Eukaryota, Metazoa, Chordata, Actinopteri, Characiformes, Serrasalmidae. Bases 111 to 824 code for a protein of 237 amino acids. The transcript has 4 exons.
ACCACCAGUUCGUCACGUCGGACAAACACACUGCAGUCCGAACGCCGUCCACUCAUAAACUAGGAAAACACCCAUUCACGACACACUAAACAACCAGGUUUACCAGAAGAAUGUCAGGCUCGGUUGAUGAAGAGGAACUGCCAGCAACACAUACAGGUCCUAAAGGAGUGAUCCACGACUGGAGGAAAUUUAAGCUGGAAAGUGAGGACCAUGAGAGCAUGCCCCAGAAAAGGAGAGAGCUCCUCAGACAGAUGUCCAACCCAAGGCCCAGCAAUGAGGACGACCCUGAGAGGGUUAACCGCAAGAUGAGCGUCCAGGAGUAUGAGAUGAUCCAAGAGGAGGACGAGCAAAGUCUGAAGAAAUACCGCAAGCAGUGCAUGCAGGAGAUGCACGAGCGCUUGAGUUUCGGGCCCAGGUUUGACAGUGUUUUCGAGCUGGAGAGCGGAGAGGCCUUUCUGGAGGCCAUCGAGAAGGAGCACCACCUGACGUUGGUCAUCGUCCACAUCUAUGAAGAUGACGUGAAAGGUUGCGAGGCUCUCAACAACUGCCUGACCUGCCUGGCUGCUGAGUACUCCUGUGUGAAGUUCUGUCGGAUCCAGGCAUCUGCCACGGGGGCCGAGGAGCGCUUCUCUGAAGAUGUUUUGCCCACUCUGCUGGCGUACAAGGGUGGGGAGAUGUUGGGCAACUUCGUCUGCAUCACCAAGCACUUCAACGAGGAGUUCUUCGCCACAGACGUGGAGAACUUCCUCAACGAGUAUGGCCUGCUCCCAGAGAAGGAGUUCGCGGCCUGCCCCGAUGAUGAAGAAGAGCACGGGGUGGAAUGAUCCAUGAUCAUGAGAAAGAUCAUGCCGGUGGAGGAGAAGCCAUGGCAAACCUUUGGACAGAUGGGUUAUGAUCUCAACAUGCAUAGAGGCUCAUUAACUCAUAAGCUUUACUGAGACAUACAUACAGCUGUAAGUAAAAGUUUUCUGCAACAUUUAGGGCACAAUUUUAACAUUUUGGCAAAAAAAAACUAAAAUAUGCCAUAACUUUUGCACAGGAAUCACGGUAUGUUUGAUUUUUUAUUUUAACUUCAUCAAAUAAACACUGCGCAUUAAAAUGUGUGUGGAGGACGGACGUAUUCACAUGUUUUCAACAGAGCUGGGGUGCACAAACUUUUGCACACAGCUGUACAUAUACACUGAGUUGCCAGUUUAUUAGGUACAUGUUAUCUUGUCCCUACUCUCAUUGACCUUUUUAUCAGAAACAGCUACCAUACGGGGCUCCUUGUCACUGUGGAAUAUGGAAUGGCCCACCACCCAAAUGAUAUCUGCAGUGGUCCCAUGGUGGUCCUCUUCCACUGAUAAAUGGCGUAGGGGGGUUGGGGGGG